Raphanus sativus (radish) is the source of this 1620-nucleotide messenger RNA. RefSeq names its product putative MO25-like protein At5g47540. Lineage: Eukaryota; Viridiplantae; Streptophyta; Magnoliopsida; Brassicales; Brassicaceae. The transcript has 11 exons. The coding region runs from base 392 to 1423 and encodes 343 amino acids. Gene Ontology annotation, molecular function: protein serine/threonine kinase activator activity. The record is from RefSeq and is a predicted model, not a curated record. Gene Ontology annotation, biological process: intracellular signal transduction.
AACGGGAGAAAAGAUAGAUAUCUUUCUCUUUACAGCACAGAGCUAAAAAUGGAUACACAUCCCAAGUGAGAGGAGAGAAGAAAGAACCAGACAGGAGAGGAGAUAUAGGAACCAGACACACCAGUCAAUAUCAACAUAAAAAAAAACACCAAACCUUUUGUUUCUCUUUUUUUUUUUUACUUUGACCAAAUCUAAAAAAAGGGAGAGAGAGAAGGGGGGGGAUAAAGACAAGAUAGGGUCGUGCGUGUCAAAGGGAGGAGGUGCUGCACGCGAAGCCUCCACACCGGCGGCGAGGAGGCUCCCGUUGCAGCAGCGCCAUAGCGGAAGCCUAACCUCUUCAUCUCUCGCCAGAGAACCCUCGGAUCAAUCCGAUAACGGCGGUGGAGCGAAGAUGAAGGGUCUUUUCAAGUCCAAGCCUCGCACCCCUGCUGACAUCGUCCGUCAGACCCGUGAUCUCUUUCUCUACGCUGAUCGAUCCAACUCUUUGCCUGACCUCCGUGAAUCCAAACGCGAAGAAAAGAUGGCGGAGCUAAGCAAGAACAUCCGUGAUAUGAAGUCUAUUCUCUAUGGAAACAGCGAGGCCGAGCCUGUGGCUGAAGCUUGUGCUCAAUUGACUCAAGAGUUCUUUAGAGAGGAUACUCUACGUCUCUUGAUCACUUGUCUCCCUAAGCUCAACUUGGAGACUAGGAAAGAUGCUACGCAGCUCGUUGCAAAUCUACAGAGGCAACAAGUGAAUUCACGGUUAAUUGCUUCUGAUUAUCUGGAAGCCAACCUUGACCUCAUGGAUGUUUUGAUGGAAGGCUUUGAGAAUACGGACUUGGCUUUGCAUUACGGUGCUAUGUUUAGGGAGUGCAUCCGCCAUCAGAUUGUUGCCAAAUAUGUUUUGGAGUCUGAGCAUGUGAAGAAGUUCUUCGAUUACAUACAGCUUCCUAAUUUUGACAUUGCUGCCGAUGCUGCUGCAACUUUUAAGGAACUGCUAACAAGGCAUAAGUCUACUGUUGCCGAGUUCCUCACCAAGAACGAAGAUUGGUUUUUCGCAGACUACAACUCAAAGCUUCUUGAAUCAAGUAAUUAUAUAACCAGACGGCAAGCUAUUAAGUUGUUGGGUGAUAUAUUACUGGAUAGAUCAAAUUCAGCUGUGAUGACGAGAUAUGUGAGCUCAAGGGAUAACUUGAGGAUUCUAAUGAAUCUUCUUAGAGAGUCAAGCAAGAGCAUCCAGAUCGAAGCAUUUCAUGUUUUCAAGCUGUUUGCAGCGAACCAAAACAAGCCUUCAGAUAUAGUCAACAUUCUGGUGGCAAACAAAAGCAAGCUUCUUAGAUUGUUGGCUGACUUGAAACCAGACAAAGAGGAUGAGAGGUUUGAAGCAGACAAGAGUCAGGUCUUGAAAGAAAUUGCAGCCCUUGAGCCGCGAGAUCUUGCUUGAACCAACAUAUAUAUGCUCCUUCUUUCCCUUUUUAAAACAUUCAAAAAGACAUUUUUGAAACAUCAAAGUUUGUUGUUUUUUUUUCCUUUAUUAGGUAAAACAUUUCUUUGAUUUCUCUUACAUACUCAAGAGACAAUAUAUUCAUUUGAUUAUGAAAAUCACUUUUCAUUGUUGAUGAGAAAAUGGGUUUUGUUAAA